Messenger RNA from Rosa chinensis, 528 nucleotides. Its product is annotated as probable fatty acyl-CoA reductase 5. NCBI's taxonomy places the organism in Eukaryota, Viridiplantae, Streptophyta, Magnoliopsida, Rosales, Rosaceae. The record is from RefSeq and is a predicted model, not a curated record. The coding region runs from base 31 to 522 and encodes 163 amino acids. Gene Ontology annotation, molecular function: alcohol-forming very long-chain fatty acyl-CoA reductase (NADP+) activity. Gene Ontology annotation, cellular component: intracellular membrane-bounded organelle. The transcript has 4 exons. Gene Ontology annotation, biological process: long-chain fatty-acyl-CoA metabolic process; suberin biosynthetic process.
UCUGUAAAUAUUCACUACUCUUUCUCUACAAUGGAGUCGGAUAGCAUUCUUGGAUAUCUGCAGAGCAAGACCAUCUUAGUUACUGGAGCCACUGGCUUACUAGGAAUGGUAUUUGUGGAGAAGAUACUAAGGGUUCAACCAAAUAUUGGAAAGCUCUACCUUCUUAUAAGAGCUUCUGAUGCCAACUCUGCCACACAUCGCAUGCGCAAUGAGAUUAUAGAGAAAGAGUUAUUUAGGGUUCUUAGAGAAAAAUGGGGCACAGAUUUUGAAUCCUUCAUUUCAGAAAAAGUAGUUGCUAUUCCUGGAGAUGUAGCUUCUGCAGAAAUAGGAGUGAAAGGAUUUGAAUUGAGGGAACGUAUGUGCAAUGAAAUACAAAUUAUACUUCAUUUUGCAGCAACCGUGGAUUUUAAUGACAGGUAUGAUAUUGCUUUGGAUGUGAAUACAUUUGGGGUUCUGCAUGUGUUGAGCUUUGCGAAGAAGUGUUUGAAACUAGAAAUGCUUGUUCACAUAUCAACUGGUUAGUCUUUG